Oncorhynchus mykiss (rainbow trout) is the source of this 1881-nucleotide messenger RNA. Its product is annotated as protein TMEPAI. Gene Ontology annotation, biological process: negative regulation of transforming growth factor beta receptor signaling pathway. Gene Ontology annotation, cellular component: early endosome membrane; Golgi membrane. The record is from RefSeq and is a predicted model, not a curated record. Gene Ontology annotation, molecular function: R-SMAD binding. Lineage: Eukaryota; Metazoa; Chordata; Actinopteri; Salmoniformes; Salmonidae.
CGGAGGGAGGAGGGGUGGGGUGUAAGCCUGCCCACACCAGGAGCACGGAACACAGCCAUUCUUUUGAAUUAAUGCGAGAGGGACGCUGGAAAACAUUUAAAGAUGUGGGGUGUCUAUUCACCAUAGGUAACAUCGCUACAUCGUGACUAGGUUGGAAUGACGUGAGAAAUGUGGAACCAUAGAGGCCGACUCUGACAGCGGGAGCUGCUGUACAAGUUGUCAGCCCUGUGUAGGGCCACUGUCGGCGGCUCUUUCCCGGCGUCCCGCUACUCCCGAGCCCCAUGCAAAACACAACGGUACCGGGCAGCUCCAUCAACUCUAACUCCAAUGUCAUUUGCUCCUGCAACUGCACUGGAUCCCAGUCACAGGGGAUGGAUAUAUCUGAACUGGAGUUUGUUCAGAUAGUAAUCAUAAUGGUGGUGAUGACAGUGAUGGUGGUGGUGAUUAUCUGUCUGUUGAACCACAGGCUGUCUGCCCUGGCCUUCUUUAGCAGACAGACACACAGCCACGACCAGGACAGACAGCGGGAUCAGGUCAACAUGCAGCACGAUGGCUGUGUGUGGCCAACCAACAGUUUGGUGAUGCAGCAGGAAACCACAGAGGUGAGUGGGAAAAAUGUGAUGUUUGGGCCCAGGCCGACCCAGGAGAGGUUCAACCCUCCCUCCUUUAUGCAACGGGAGCAUUUCAGCCGCUUCCAGCCCACCUACCCCUACCUGCAGCAGGACAUUGACCUGCCGCCCACCAUCUGUCUUUCUGAUGGGGAGGAGCUGCCGCCCUAUAAAGGCCCAUGUACCUUACAGCUAAGAGACCCAGAGCAGCAGCUGGAGCUGAGCAGAGCAUCCAUCAGGCCCCCCCCUAACAGGACCAUCUUCCACAGCGACCUGAUCCAUGUUUACGUCCACAGUGGUGGCCCUCGACCCCCCAGCAGUAACGCUGGUGUCAGUGCCACUGAACGCAUGGAGGGACUGCCUCCCACCUACAGUGAGGUCAUGGGUCACUACCCAGGAUCCUCUGUGUUUCACCACCAGAACCAGUACAGCAAUAAAGAGCCGUUCGCCCAGUGGACAGGGAGCAAAGACAGGACACUGACAGACAGAGACAGGCAGAUGAGCAACGAAAGCACAACCACCACAGGCUCCUCUGGCUCUGGCAAGGUCAAGGACAAAGAGAAGGAUAGGAACAAACCGGUGUGAGGGGGGGGGGGGUUGUAGCUGGUCUGUACCAAACAGGACCUACCCCUCUCACCUGAAGGGGAGUGGCCUCCUCUCAGCAUUCCCCAUGCACAAUAUGAAGAAGCCUGAGGAGCCAAGCUUACAAACACUCUUUUUGUAUUCCUUCGUUCGGCAUUCAAGAGCUGUGGGCUUCUGCUUGAACACUAAGGCUUCAUAGCUCAUUUCUUGUUUGUUUAUUUUUGUAUGCUUUCAUUUAUUUAAAUAAGAUUGUUGACACUGAUUUUAUUUGAAUGACUGUAACACCCAGUUAUAGAAGUUAUGGCUUUUAUUGUCUUAAAUAAAUAAAAAUCCCAGAUCAGUGCACAAACCUUCAAUCAGAAUCAGAGUGCCACGAUUCUGCUAAAUCAACGGGAUAUAUUAUCAUAAAUCAAAAGCUGACCUAACUUAUUGUUUAAAAACUUCUCCUAGUUUGAUUGUUUAUGUGGGCUCCAAAUGUUUUGAAAGACUGGUUAUUUUUCUGUUAUUAUCCACAACUCUGAUCCAGCCUAACGUCCCCUGAAACUAACUCCAACACGGCAGUUCAGUUUAAAGACACACUGAGUAUACCAAACAUUUGGAACAACUUCCUAAUAUUGAGUUGCAUCCCCACCCUUUGCCCUCAGAAGAGCCUCAGUUCAUCAGGGCAUGGACUCUACAAGGUGUCGAAAGC